Molecule: messenger RNA, 2164 nt
Organism: Rubroshorea leprosula
Lineage: Eukaryota; Viridiplantae; Streptophyta; Magnoliopsida; Malvales; Dipterocarpaceae
Source: the annotation of a GenBank genome assembly
ACUACUUUUAUAUAUUAUUAAAGUUCUUUAUUUUCCCUUGGCCAUUAAUGCAGUACAAUCAGCUUGUUUUACUUGGAACAAAACAGUGUUUGGAGAUUUGUUUCGACGCAAAAGACUCCUUAGAGCAAGACUUGUGGGCAUACAGAACUCCCCUCAUUAUACCUACUCACCUUUCCUGCCAAGCUUGGAAACUGAACUACUGGAAGAUGAUGAGACGUGAAAGGAAUCGAAUCACAGCUUUGAAAAUUGAAGAUUCUUGGGUAACAGAUCCAAUACCUUUGAAGACGCAUGUCAGGGAUUUUUUUGUGGCCCUAUUUUCUCGAAAGGAGACUAUAGCUACAGCCAAUGACUACUCCUACUUUCAGCUAGGAAUGUUAGAUGCAGAUAGUGCUUCCUUAUUACUUCCUAUUUCUAUGGAGGAGAUUAAGAUAGCCCUCUUUUCCAUGAAAGGCUUAAAAAGUCCUGGCCCUGAUGGUAUUCAGCCGAUCUUCUAUCAGAAACACUGGGAAGUAGUCUCAGCCUACAAAAUUCUGUCCAAAGUAAUAGUUAACAGACUGCGCCCUUACUUGCAGAAUUUGAUUGGUCCUUUGCAGAGCAGCUUCCUUGCUGGUCGAAGCACAACUGACAAUAUCAUUCUGGUCCAAGAGGCUAUCCACGCUAUGAGGAGGCUAAAAGGGAAGAAGGGGGCAGUAGCUUUUAAGAUAGAUCUUCAUAAAGCCUUUGACACUUCCAUCGCCCAAAUUGAGAUCAUUAUGGAUUGUCUUUCUGAAUUUGCCGGUCGUUCAGGAUUGGAGAUAAACUUGAGCAAGUCUAAACUAUUUGUUUCUCCAAAUAUUCAGCGCCAGUUAGCAAAUUCAUUUAGCUUUGCUUGUGGAAUUCCAUUAACAAAUGAUCUCGGCACUUAUUUCGGGGUCCCUAUUAUCCAUGGUAGGUUCAAGGCUAGUAGCUAUAAGUACAUCCUUGAAAAGAUGCAGCUUAAACUUGCAGGGUGGAAACAACAUCUUCUAAGCAUGGCGGGUAGGAGAACACUAGUGCAAUCAGUAACUUCCUCGAUACCAACCUAUACUAUGCAAACUGUUCUGCUUCCUAGUAGCACAUGCUCUGCCAUUGAUACUUUGAAUCGCAAUUUUCUUUGGGGUUCAGAUGUACAAGCUAAUAAACCACACUUAGUCCAGUGGAAUGAUGUCUGUUUGCCGCGGGAAUAUGGUGGCCUAGGUGUGAGAUCUGCUAAGGAUUGUAAUAAGGCCUUGAUUGCCAAGCUAGGAUGGCAAAUACUCUUAGGGAGUGAGAAACCAUGGUGUCAAGCGAUGAAGCGUUCUGGAUCGGGCAUUCAGUUCUGGAAUGACAUUUGGGCAGAAUUUCUUCCAGAAAAUGUGCUUCAACUUAUAGCAGCUAUUCCGUUACCUUUAACUGACCACUUGAGGGACCAGAUGUAUUGGCAUGAUUCUCCUCAAGGGGACUUCACGGUUAAGGAAGGGAAUUCGGCUGCAGACUUUAUGGCAGCCAUGGGUCAUGAUUUAGCUUUGGGCACUACUCUCUUCACUGAGCCCCCGAGAGUUGGAGAAUUUUCGCCUCUUUGCAACCACCAAACAAAAAUUAAAGAGAGAGUUGAGAAGAAGAGAUUGCACAAUGAUUUUAUAGAGGUUCGGUCCAACCACUUUGAACCUAGUCCUCUACCUUGGCUUCACUCACCAAGGAUUUCCUUCACACUCUCCACUAGCAAAAACAAUGGUGGCUUAAAGGAGCCACUCAAUCCUUUACAAGAAGAAGGGUUUCUCUCAAAUCUCACCCCUUUACAAGAAGAAGGGUUUCUCUCAAAUCUCACCCCUUUACACUUUAACCCCAAAGAUCCUCUCUUCAGAUCACUCUUGAAGGAAUCAACACAUCCCCAAGAUCACUCACUAAUAGCACAAGAAGGGGAUUACAAGUAAAGAUCUCUCAAAGAUCAAAAACUCAAGUUAAAGCUCAUGUAGGAUACAAAGCUCGAGCUGCAGAAUUGUCAGGAGAGCUGGCUUAACAUAUUAGAACCGGCUCUGCAGAGCCGGCUUACAUUUCCAGAGCUGGCUAUCCGGGUCUGCAGCACAUUCUGUUUUUCUCGAGAGCCGGCUGCAAAACUUUAAGCCGGCUUUGCAACUCCGACUUUAAAUACAUUUAAUAUUCUUCA